UGAAAUUUUUCGUUGAGAUGGCCUAAGUACCUCGCUAAUGGCCGACGGUGCAUUUCGCCAGUAAUUGGAGACUGCAAAAGGGCAGUUGGAUCUAGGGUUAGGGUUUCUUAUUUUCGAGUUGAUCUUAGGCUGAUGGCUUCUUCAAUCGAAACAUGUAAAGGGACUGUGGCGUGGUUCGACGUCAGGAGGGGAUUCGGUUUCAUCACGCCGGAGGACGGCGGUGAGAAUCUGUUUGUUCACAAUUCCUCCAUUAAGGCGAUGGGUUACCGCUCGCUUGUUGUGGGCAAUGCCGUCGAAUUUGUCGUAUCCGUGGGUGAUGAUGGCCGCAAAAGGGCCGUCAGCGUCACUGGCCCCGGCGGUGCCUACAUCAAGGGUAGGAGGUAUUUCGGUGGUGCUUGCUACCGUUGUGGCGAGAUAGGUCAUAUGGCGAUGGACUGCGGUAGGCUUGGGCCUUGUUAUACCUGUGGGGUGAUGGGGCAUCUCGCCAGGGAUUGCCCAGCUACGCGGGUAGAGCCCUCUUCCCCAAGACCUAACCUCUUGAAACCCUCAAAUCUGGAUUCAAUCUCGCCCCACUCAUUGCCAAUGGUUUUGCCGUUCGAUUUAUUGAAGGAGGGCAUACGAACUUUAUCAGACCAGUUUUCGGAAAACAGCGACUCUGAAGAAGAAGAAGAAGAUGAUGAUGAAAUAAACGAUGAAGAUAAAGAAUUCCCAAGGGGGGCGGAGGAGAGGAACUGGGCAGAGCUUCCCUGUGAUGUUCUUUUUGUAAUAUUCAAGAAGAUUGCGGCGUUGGAGAUCAUAAGGUCGGCGCAGUUUGUGUGUAGGAUGUGGCGACAUCUAUCGCAUGAACCAGACCUUUGGAGGUGCAUCCAAAUAAAAGUGCCGGGUGAGGACCUGGACAUGAAUGUCGCGAAAUCCAUGGUACUGAUCGCUGUGGACAGGAGUAAAGGAUGCAUGGAGGAGUUUUAUAUGGAGGAGUUUUAUGUGGAGUGCUUUGGGGGCGAGGGCGAUGAACUCUUGAGCUAUAUCUCUGACAGAGCAACCAAGUUGCGACGCCUGCGCUUAAUAUCAAUCAAUAGUAUGUCUGAAAUGGAAUUGGCUCAAGCAGUCAGAAAAUUUUCUCUGUUGGAGGAUUUUGAGAUCUCAUUUUGUUCCUUUUCUGCUGAAGUAAUUGAAUUAGUAGGCCUAGCUUGUCCACAAUUGAAGAGCUUCAGACUUAAUGCAGAAUCAUACAAGGAUCGAUACGACUAUUAUGGCGAUUCACAUGAGAAUUUUGAUGCAGAGGCUUUUGCUAUUGCAACGCACAUGCAAAAGCUGCAGCGUCUUCAGCUUAUUGGAAACAGUCUUACCAAUACUGGUUUGAUCGCCAUACUCAACAGUUGCCCCAAUCUUCAGUACCUUGACAUUCGUGCAUGUUUUAAUGUAAAUGUUGAUGAAAGUUUGAAGGAAAAAUGUGCAAAGAUAAAGGAGUCGAGACUUCCUCAGGAUUCUACUGCUGAUUAUGAGUUCAACGACCUUAUUGUCAGCCAUGAGGCAUUUGAUACGGAUUUUGAUCCUACGCUAUCUGAUACAGAGUAUGAUUUUUAUUUUGAUGACUCUAGUUAUUAUCAUUAUGAUGGAUACUCUGAUAUGAGCUAUGAUGACCUUUUCGAGUUCUGCUAAAUCUUCACCCCCAUUGUUUCAGAAUGAAGCUUUUUUUUUAUAACUUUCUCCUGAGAACUUGGAAAGUUUUUUUGUUUUUGUUUUGGGGUUAUGUUGGAUCUGGUGUUUGUUAGCAAGAAUGGUUUUAGUAAAUAAAUGGAGUUGUUUUGUAUAUUCAGCCAUUACUAUGAAAGGAAAUCUGGUAUGCUUUUUAUGUUUGA
Molecule: messenger RNA, 1859 nt
Organism: Dendrobium catenatum
Lineage: Eukaryota; Viridiplantae; Streptophyta; Magnoliopsida; Asparagales; Orchidaceae
Product: F-box protein SKIP19-like
Exons: 2
Coding region: 133-1659 (508 amino acids)
Molecular function (GO): protein binding; zinc ion binding; nucleic acid binding
Source: RefSeq, a predicted model, not a curated record